Hemibagrus wyckioides is the source of this 1280-nucleotide messenger RNA. RefSeq names its product transmembrane protein 26. The record is from RefSeq and is a predicted model, not a curated record. The transcript has 3 exons. Lineage: Eukaryota; Metazoa; Chordata; Actinopteri; Siluriformes; Bagridae. Bases 13 to 1020 code for a protein of 335 amino acids.
AAAGGCGGGACAAUGUGCCGGGUUCUGGACGUCUUUCUGGCUCUGCUGAGCCGUUUCCUGUUCGCAGUGCAUGGCGUCGUGACGGUGUGGCGUGUUGUGGUGGUGAAGGGAGAGCCCUGCUAUUGGCUGCUGCUCACGGGUGUGGCAUUGCUGGGUGUCGAGAUGGCUGUUACUAUGAAAUGCACCCACAAUGCAGAGUGGAAAUGGUUCUCUCCUAUGGUCUUCCUUUAUCUCAGUACUGUGAUUCCAUCCAUUUGGUUCCUGGAGCUGAACCAGCUACAGUUCAAGCUGCCAAUCAACUCAUCUUCACCUGAUCUUCUUCUCUUGUCUCAUAUUCCCAUAGCAGCAGGCUUAGCAGAUUUGGAACCGGAGAACUGGGUGGCUGGUUUGGAGCAGACCAUGCUUAUUGUACUGGUAUUAGGACGCUGGCUUAUGCCUAAAGGUGACAUGUCACGUGACCAGCUCUCACAACUCCUGAUGGUCUACGUGGGUUUGGGUGCAGACAUCCUGGACAUCUUUGACACUUUUAAGGAGCCUGAAGUGAAAACCAACCAUGCUGUAAUUAUUGUGGGGCUGAGCCUCUUCUCUUGGGCUUUAAUGCAAUUCCCUUUGGUUCUGACACAAACAAAUCCCCCUAAACCCCAAACAAACAUCCACAAUAAACAAACCAGCCCUGAGUUACUACCCUGCCCUUACACCUCCUGCUGCUCCAGUGAGAUCUGGAGCCUUCUUCUUACUGUCGGGCUCCAGGAUGGUCCAUUUCUCGUCUACCGCCUCUAUCUGAUGCUCAGAGAAAACGUUCUAAACCAGCUGAUGAUCUUCUUCACGUGUAAGAACAUCCUCAUUGUCAUGCUGGAGCUGUACAGGAUUGGUGUGGUACACUUUGAGCUUCACAGGCCUGGGGGGAGAGAAAGAUCACCUGAUGAACCUCAAAGACAGACAGAAAGAGCUGAAGGUGAACGAUUUGAAGUUUUCGUGUCUAGCCGCCAAGGCGUGAAUGAAAGUAUUGAUGAAAGUUGAAAUUUUUGAUGUAGAGUUCGAGUUAAGUUUAGGUGAAAAUCAGCUAGUACUGUGAGUAAACAGAUUCUCAACAGUCACUUGAAAGGCAUGGAAAGUUUCAGCUUGUCUUAUACCAAAUUGCUUAAAAUCAAGAUAUAAAGGGGUUAUGUGUUCAUAGACAUUCAUAGAGACAUUUCAGCUUUCCACAUCAUGUCGCAUGUUCAGUCAUUCAUCUCCAGGAACCGUGUUACCUUGGUCAGGACAGAGGUCAAUCCAGAGGC